Molecule: messenger RNA, 1377 nt
Organism: Homarus americanus (American lobster)
Lineage: Eukaryota; Metazoa; Arthropoda; Malacostraca; Decapoda; Nephropidae
Product: balbiani ring protein 3-like
Exons: 6
Coding region: 177-809 (210 amino acids)
Cellular component (GO): membrane
Molecular function (GO): growth factor activity
Source: RefSeq, a predicted model, not a curated record
UCACAGGAUGGCCAGCACAGUUGAGGACGAACUUCACUACACUCCAGACACGACAUCGCCUCCAGUGCUCGUUCUUCACUGCUUCUAUACCCUCACGUGCAAGAAACAAGGCACUGAAGAGAAGAAAAUAGUAAUAAUAGAAAAAGUUUAAUAUUAAGAUCUGUAGAAGAGACAAGAUGGUUGGUUAUGUUGUGUGUUUGGUGCUGCUCUGUGUCGGGUCACUGACAGAAGGCAACAAAUGUUGGAAUCGCCGCGAGCUGAUAGAACGAAGGGACCUGAUGAACCAUGCCACCUGUGUGGAGCCCAGGGACACCCUAGUAGCUCUAGAAGUACCACCUGGUUACGACUGGGUGUACCCGAGUGUGGUGGUGGUCAAACAGUGUCACGGUCAUAUGUGUAAACAACCGAACCAUCAGUGUGUUGGACUACAAGGCAACAAGAAGAAGAUCAAGGUUCAAGCGUACAAGAUUAACAAUGGCAACACGAACGUCGAUAUGCUAUGUGAUUACGUGACGGUGCAGGAGCAUACCGCGUGUGGCUGCCGGUGUGACAAGGAUCCCAAAGAGUGUGGACAUAACGAGGUGUUCAACAAGAAAAUGUGCAGGUGUGAGUGUAAGCCCAAGGCGAAGGAAAUGUGUCAGGAGCGUAUGAGACGGGUCCCUAAUACCGUCAUGUGGGACCAGACGCGUUGCUCCUGUCCGUGUAACAACCAGGGCGAAUGUGGCUCUGGCACUGUCUGGGUGCCUUCCAUGUGCAAAUGUUUGCCCAUGAUGGAAACUGACGAAGGAGCACCCAUGGUGAUGGGUUAGUUUGUCUGGAACACCUUCACCCACUGCUACUGGUUCAUGGUUAUUCUCGAUUUGUUGGUUGUUAUUAUGUUUGGUAUCUCGUUCCUGUAAUGUUUAAUUCCAACUGUUAUAUGAUGUCUUAAUCCCUUUAUGAAUCAACGCCAUUGUUCCAUGUCCGUUUAUUUCACUGUCACGAUUAUGUAAUAUUUUGAGGUAUAGGUUCAGUUGAGAGUCCGUACACCUUGUAUUAAACCCCUUUUAUAUAAGUUACCCCCCCAGCCCUGCCUUAGAUCCAUAUUACAUUUUAUUUAAAUAAUCUGACCUUACAAUUUUGGUACCUUAUCUUAUUUUUAAUGUCUAGAUUAGUUUAGCUAUGGGAGUUUAUUUGACCACUGUGGUAUCGUCUUGGUGUCUGGCGGUCCCUGUUGGCGAGGUUGAGAGAUCUAAGUAUUAUUUGCCCCCACGUAGGUAAGAAUGUUCAAAAGUGUUUCAUUUGUAACUGAUGUAUAUAUUUAGACUAUUAUUACGUUUAUUAUGUGUCCUAUGGAUAUUUUUACUAUCGCAAUUAAAUUAUACCUACAUAACCUAA